CCAAUCGCGUAAGACCACGACGCAAUGGCGGCGUGGCUGGAUAGUUUUGUGUUAUCGGGUGGUUAGGUCAUUACGUUUCUCGUCGCGAUCUCGGAUUAAUUUUCUUGUUUAGAGCGCCGCUUCGUUGCACUUGGUGAAUUGAUUUCUCUCUCAGACAUGCACGGUUUCCUGAUAGUGGUACUGUUGGAUUUAACCUUUGACUUGGUCGGAAGUGUUUCUCAAUUAGAGAUUGACAAGCAUCUAGACUACGGCAGGGAAUUCCUGGCGAAGGGCCAGUUGCAGGACGCACUAUCGCAUUAUCAUGCAGCUGUUGAGGGAGAUCCGACCAAUUACCUGACAUAUUACAAGAGAGGCACAGUUUAUUUAGCAUUAGGUAAAGCCAAAUUCGCUCUUCUUGACCUUGAUAAGGUUUUAGAAUUGAAGGCUGACUUUACACCAGCGAGAUUACAGCGUGGCAAUAUUUUACUCAAGCAAGCUUAUUUUGAUGAGGCUGAAACAGACUUUCAAGAUGUUCUAUCUGUAGAGCCAAAUAAUAGGGAUGCCUUUAAUGCCUUAAAUAGGUUAUACUCAGCUAGGGAUGAUGUAAAACUAGUUGAUGCGAUGAUAUAUAAUGGUGAUCAUGCAACAGCUGUACAGCUAAUUACUCGAAUCCUCGAAGUAUGUCCAUGGUCUUCUAAUCUUAGAGAACAAAGAGCAGAGAGCUAUAAUCUUCUCGGAGAUUAUAUGAGUGCUAUAUCUGAUAUACGUUCGACCACAAAAUUGCUGUCUGAUAAUACCGAAGGAUUUUUUAAACUCUCAAUAUGGUUGUAUCGUCUCGGACAAGUUGAUGAGGCAUUAAAGGAGAUUCGAGAGUGUUUAAAACUUGAUCCAGACCAUAAGGAAUGUUUCCCAUUUUAUAAGAAAAUAAGAAAGAUUUAUAAGUUGCUAGAAGAUGCAAGGACAGCACUAGAGGAUACAAAAGAUUAUGAUGCAUGCAUCAAUUCAGCUGAACGUGUAUUAAAGCAAGAGUUGAAUGAGAACGUACAGUUUACAGUUUAUCAUUAUCUCUGUAAGUGUUAUACGGGGAUCUCUGAUGCAACUCAUGCAAUCAAUAAUUGCCAAAAGGCAUUACAAAUCAGAAGAGAACCUGAUGUGAUUUGUGAUAGUGCGGAAGCAUAUCUCGCAGGGGAAAUGUUCGACGAUGCCAUCAGAGAAUAUAAAGAUGCCUUAGAAAUAGAACCGAAUAUGCAGAGAGCCAAGCAAGGAUUGCAAAAAGCGCAACAACGUCAGAAACUGUCGGAAACCCGAGAUUAUUAUAAAAUUUUAGGCGUAUCGAGAAACGCCAGCAAGCGAGAUAUCAUUAAAGCGUACCGGAAGCAAGCACAGAAGUGGCAUCCUGAUAAUUUCCAGGAAGGCGAAGAGAAGAAGCGUGCGCAAAAGAAAUUCAUCGACAUUGCCGCUGCCAAAGAGGUUCUUACGGAUGAAGAAAAGAGAGCGAAAUUUGAUCAGGGCGAGGAUCCUCUGGAUCCGGAGUCGGGUCGGCACCAGCAGGGUUUCAAUCCCUUCCAGGAGUUCCAUCACUUCCACGGUUCUCCCUUCCAAUUUAAAUUCCACUUCAAUUAAACACGUCGUAAGAUCUCGACAUAAUAGAGCAAUUACUAUUCUCGAAUUUUAAUGCUCGUCGAUUUGAACGCGACGGUAUCUUUAUUUCAUCCUAGCCCGAAUUUCAUUUCGCUAUGUCGUCGAUGGAGAUCGCGCGUGUCUGACCUGUCAGAAGAAUUCGGGAGAUUGUAAAUGAUUAAAUCGAUGGGUCGUUAAGCACAGACCAAUGGCCAUCUAGCGAUACCGGGUAACGCACAUAUCCCGGCACGCGUUUAAUAAAGAGAUGCAAAAAUAAACUUUAAUCGCCCGCUAGUUUGUUUAUUGCAAAAAUUAUAAUACAGUACUCGCUCUAUCUAGUACAUGCAUACAGACUGAACGAUAAGUAUAAUAUAUUUCAAUUCACGUAAACAUCCGUCGCGCAUAAUUUUAUCAUCGCACUAUCGAUCUAUAUACUAUGCUAUUGAUAAAAUUGUGAUUGUUCCAAGUCUUGCAGUACAAACAGAUGGUAUGUACAGUGAUCAUCACACUGCCACUGAUUAUUUCAGCGGCUAUUUAUUUUUAGCUUUGGAACGUGCGACAAUUAGAUCGAAUUCGAAAGAUAUUACGCAUUUAUCGAGUACGAAUAUAUUCGAUCGGUAUUUAUAUUGUUAUUACUUUCUCACGUAUGGUAUUCGUACUCGGUAAUGUUCACAUAAUGUUUAGGUGUGCGUUUGCAUGAAUGUGAGUCAAAACUUUAUGUAAAUACUGUAUUUCUGAGAUAUUUGUUUAAAAAUAUAUUUGAAUAAUUUAUAUAC
Formica exsecta is the source of this 2375-nucleotide messenger RNA. RefSeq names its product dnaJ homolog subfamily C member 3 (gene P58IPK). Lineage: Eukaryota; Metazoa; Arthropoda; Insecta; Hymenoptera; Formicidae. Gene Ontology annotation, cellular component: endoplasmic reticulum. The record is from RefSeq and is a predicted model, not a curated record. The transcript is spliced from 6 exons. Gene Ontology annotation, molecular function: misfolded protein binding; protein-folding chaperone binding. Gene Ontology annotation, biological process: protein folding in endoplasmic reticulum. Bases 157 to 1602 code for a protein of 481 amino acids.